Messenger RNA from Charadrius vociferus (killdeer), 3303 nucleotides. RefSeq names its product Hermansky-Pudlak syndrome 1 protein homolog. The record is from RefSeq and is a predicted model, not a curated record. The transcript has 28 exons. Bases 1 to 3303 code for a protein of 1100 amino acids. Gene Ontology annotation, cellular component: BLOC-3 complex; membrane. Gene Ontology annotation, biological process: vesicle-mediated transport; melanosome assembly. Lineage: Eukaryota; Metazoa; Chordata; Aves; Charadriiformes; Charadriidae. Gene Ontology annotation, molecular function: guanyl-nucleotide exchange factor activity; hydrolase activity, acting on glycosyl bonds.
AUGCCCUGUCCCAGCUCCUGCCCCCCCGGGCUCUUAGCCCUGAUGGCACCUGGGCUGGCUCUCAUGGCCACCUUCUCGCUGCCCUCCCAGGCCGGGGACAGGAGAGCGCUGCCGGUGGAGAAACCUCCAGGUGUGAAGGGAAGAACUCUCAUUCUCCUUGAUGUCAACACCAAGAGCCCUGUCAGGAUAAUCAGUGAGAAUUUCCUCUCCCUGCAGCUGGACCCCUCCAUCAUUCAUGAUGGCUGGCUCGAUUUCUUAAGCUUGUUCAGCCGCCUGAAGGGAUUAAUGGUGCGUGACCAGGGAGGUGUAGAGGACAGUGCUGGGAAAGGAAAGCCUGCAGAGAAAGACAUUGUUCGCAGCGACAUUGCCCUGGAUAAGCAGAAAGGCUGUAAGAUCGCCCAGCAUCCUGACAUAAUGUUGGAGCUACAGAGGGAAAAGGCAGCUCAGAUGCACUUGGUUUUGUUAAAGGAGCAGUUUUCAAACACAUACAGCAACCUCACAUUAACAGCCAGGUCUCUAGACAAACUCUAUAACUUUGCUGACUGCUCUGGCCUUCACCUGAUCUUUGCACUGAAUGCUUUGCGCCGAAAUCCCAACAACUCCUGGAACAGCUCCAAUGCUCUCAGCCUGCUGAAGUACAGUGCCAGCAAGAAGUACAACAUCUCCUGGGAGCUGGGCAACGAGCCCAAUAACUAUCGGACCCUGAUCGGCCGCUCGGUGAACGGCAGCCAGCUGGGGAAGGACUACAUCCAGCUGAGAAGCCUGCUGCAGCUUAUCCGCACUUAUUCCAGAGCAAACCUCUACGGGCCGAACAUUGGGAGGCCCAGAAAGAACGUCAUCGCUCUUCUGGAAGGGUUCAUGAAAGUGGCUGGCAGCACGGUGGAUGCUGUUACCUGGCAACAUUACUACAUUGAUGGCCGAGUGGCCAAAGUGACGGACUUCCUGAAAACGCGCCUGUUAGACACGCUCUCUGACCAGAUCAGGAAAAUCCAGAAAGUAGUCAACACUUACACGCCAGGGAAGAAGAUCUGGCUGGAAGGCGUUGGUGCAACCUCGGCCGGAGGCAUGAACAACCUCUCCGAUUCCUAUGCAGCCGGGUUCCUAUGGCUGAACACGCUGGGCUUGCUGGCCAGCCAGGGCAUCGACGUGGUGGUGCGGCACUCCUUCCUCGACCAUGGCCACAACCACCUGGUGGACCAGAACUUCAAACCUUUGCCGGACUACUGGCUGUCCCUGCUCUACAAGCGCCUCAUUGGUCCCAAGGUCCUGGCAAUCCAUGUGGCCGGUCUCCAGAGGAAACCCCGGCCCGGCAGAGUCAUUCGUGACAAGCUCCGCAUUUACGCCCACUGCACCAGCUACCACAACCACAACUACGUCCGAGGGUCCAUCACCCUUUACAUCAUCAACCUGCAUCGCUCCCGGAAGAAAAUCAAGCUGGCGGGGACGCUGCGGGACAAGAUCGUCCACCAGUACCUGCUGCAGCCCUAUGGCAAGGACGGGCUCCACUCCAAGUCGGUUCAGCUCAACGGGCAGCCCGUGUACCCCAAGGGUCCGGCGCUGGAGGACAGCCUCAACACCCUCUUCGCCCCACUCAUCAUCUCCUGCACCGCGCUGCUGGAGAAGCUCGCCGACACCUACACCUGCUUCGCCACCGAGCACGGGCGGCACCUCCACGUCCUGCACAUGUUUGGGGACUGCCUGUACAUCGCGGUGAACGGCGAUGGGACGGAGAGCGAGGACGACCUGCGACGGGCCCUCCUCGUGCUGUGCAUCGAGUUUCUGGAGCGGCAGGUGGUGCAGUACAUCAACACCAGCCCUGAGCGCGGCGGGGACGAGGUGGGCCAUGCCUUCCUCCUGGUGCACACCAAGCUGCUGGCCUUCUACUCCAGCCGCAACGCCAGCUCCAUCCGUCCUGCUGACCUGCUCAUCCUCAUCCUCCUGGUGCAGGACAUGUACCCCAGCCAGAGCGCCGAGGAGGAGCUUGGCCCCCAGGGACCCAAGAGAAGCGAGAGCAUCCCCGUGAGCAGCCCUGGCUCCCACGGAGCUGCGGAGAAGGACUCGGAUGAUCAGGACACAGACGAUCUCUCCGUUCCCGAGGUUUACUACACGCCUGAGCCCUCACCAGGCACGCACAGCACGGGUGAGGAGAGCUGGGCGGAGGGCGCUGAGAGGGAGGCAGACACGUCAGAAGUCCAGAUGGCAGAGGACUUGCUCCAGACCUUGGAGCCUCUGGUCCCUGAAGCUUCAAACCCCAGAAGGAUCUUCCUGGAUGCCAACCUGCGGGAAGGCUACUGCCCCUUGCUGCCGCACACCAUGCACUGCCUCCCGCUCUGGCCGGGCAUCUCCCUUGUCCUCCUGACCAAGGGCUCCACGACCCAGGUGGCUGUCACCUUGUACCAGCUGCUGGAUGGUUUCUUGGUGCUGGAGAGGAAGCUGGAAGAGGGGAGAGAGGUGGGAGCCCCGCGCUCCUACCCAUUCCUGGCCGAGCUGCGGCAGCGCAUGGACAAGUUUGUGAAGAAGCUGAGCGGGCAGGACAUCCAGUUGCAGAACGCCUGGGUGGACUUCAAGAACAAGAUAUUUUCACGGAACGAGCCUGCAAACUCCUUGGAGCUGCUGCAGGCAGUGGCCAACGUGAAGCGGCAGCUCUGCUCUGUGUACCGCCAGCUCUUCCUGGCCUCUGCCAGCCACAGCCUGUCCCAGGGGCUGCGGGACCGUGCCCAGAAGCUGAUGAGGGAGAAGCUGCUGGACUGGCGGGACUUUCUGCUGGUCAAGAGCAGGCGCAAUAUCACCAUGGUGUCGUAUCUGGAGGACUUUCCUGGCCUGGUGCACUUCAUUUAUGUGGACCGCACUGCUGGGCAGAUGAUGGCACCAUCGCUCAGUGUGACAGAGAAGUCCAGCUCAGAGCUGGGCAAGGGCCCCCUGGCCUCCUUCAUCAAGAGAAAGGUCUGGUCCCUGAUCACAUUGGCCCGGCGAUACCUACAGAAGGGGUACACAACGCUCAUGCUGCAGGAUGGUGACUACUGCUGCUCCUACUUCCUCUGGUUUGAGAACGAGCUGGGCUACAAGCUGGAGGUGAUGGAGGUUCCGGUUCUCUCUGAUGACUCUGCUCCCAUCGGGAUGCUGGCAGGAGACUACUACAGGAAACUGCUGCGUUACUACAGCAAGAACCACCAGGCAGAGGUGGUGAAGUGCUAUGAGCUGCUGACCGUGCACCUGGGCAUCAUCCCCUCCGAGCUCGUGGUCCAGCAGGCCUGCGAUUUGGCACGGCGUCUCUGGGAGCCCUCCCGCAUCCCCCUGCUCUGA